This is a messenger RNA of Toxotes jaculatrix (banded archerfish), 8725 nucleotides long. It is a transcript of the gene ccser2a, whose product is annotated as coiled-coil serine-rich protein 2a. Gene Ontology annotation, molecular function: microtubule binding. The record is from RefSeq and is a predicted model, not a curated record. The coding region runs from base 655 to 3783 and encodes 1042 amino acids. Lineage: Eukaryota; Metazoa; Chordata; Actinopteri; Toxotidae. The transcript has 10 exons. Gene Ontology annotation, biological process: microtubule bundle formation. Gene Ontology annotation, cellular component: microtubule cytoskeleton.
GGGAAGUCAGUCAGCACCGUGUGGCCGUCUGUCGCCGAUAGUGUGUUUACAAGACUAGGUUUCGUUUUGUAUGUGGAUUUUCACAUCGUUUGCGUUGCCGGGUUUUGUUUACGUUCGCUCGUCGCUUUACGGACCGUCUUUUUUCAGUCGGUAAUUCGCGGUAUCACCAGUUGGCCGCUGCUGACACUGUCACAGUCUGAACUAACGGCUCGGUGAUACAGUAGCUUUUAGCGGAUAUUUUUUUUUAGCGUCAAACUGGAAAAUACUUGAUGGAAAAGCGAAAAAUCCCCGGCAUUUGCUCGCUUCUUUUCCGGUCACAUCGCCUUAACAGUCCAGGACACAGCGUAGUUCAUUUGGUUGGUUCAGAACAGACUUUUUACAUUUUACAUCAAGCCCGGAGCUUUUCAUUGAACUUGUGUAUUGACCGCUGGCUGUGAGCUGGCUGUAACUUCAUCGGUGCAUCCCAAUGUUCAAAGAGUGAUUUAAACUGAAAGUGACAGACUAACUAACGUUACCUCUACUUUACGACAUGCUGUCAUUAACAAGAACAAGUGGACUCCUUGCUGACCCAUCGUCGAGGCUACAAACAUGCUUUUAACGGCGUAAUUCAGUUGUGUGCGAUUCCAUGCUCCUCCAUGCCUUUGUUGGCAUCUAAUGGAAGAAAAAGCACUGAUCAGGUCCACUAUGGUAUCCAGACUGCCUAAGUUCGGUGGACGCUCCUCAACUGGUGGCGCUAGCCCCUUGCCCAAUGGUUCCACCCAGCCAACCACUACUAGCCAGGAUGGUAAGACCACUCCCCCAGGAACACGUCCAAAUGGUGUGAUCCGUGCCUCUCCUUUUUCCCUGAAGUGGAAGAGAGAUGAGGGCAUGACCCCCCCUAGCCCCACCACCCCCUCUAGCCCUGGGGACGGAGGUGAAGACAAGGCUCAGUCACAGCUUCCCUCAUUGGCAAAGGAGGUAAAGAAUGGGUCUCCAGGGACGCCCAAGAUGCGGAGGUCAGGUACUUUGAUGGUUGCUGUCUCUAGCCCCAAGGCCAUCCCCAAACAGUCCAUGAAGAUGAGUCCAAAAGUAGGGACCAAGCUAGGCCAAAGCCCACUGAAUGGAGGUCCUAAAAUGGGCCAUAAUGGCACCAGCAUUCCUCCUCGAACAGGGUCAGAUUCCCGUGUCCUGCGGCCGCGGUUAGGCUCCAGCUCUCCCAGAAGCAGCUCUCAAGACAGCCUGUCCCAGUCCAGUGACAGCCUGAAGAACUUGGCACUGGACAACAUGGUGCGUUCGAACAGCUUCACUCACUUCAAGCAGAUUCCCUCUCCCACAAGCCUACCUAUGACACGGUCCUUCUCCUUUAACCGGGCUGUGGAGCUAGCCAAGCCUCUGGCCAACACUCAGCUCCGGCCUCCCCGGAGUACUUUCCUUAAACCCCCUCAGCUGAGCAAUGGAAGAGUGGGUUUAGGACUUGGAGGCCUGAAUGGCAACCUUGGAGGUUCAGGAGGUUUAGGUGGAGUACUUGGAGGACUUCAGCACAGCAGAACUCCUCCAGCUGCCACCUCUCUGCCUACCCCUUCGAUCCCUCCAGCACCCACUACUCCCAGUGCUCUGAAGAAGCCUCUGCUCCCCAGUUGUGUGCUGACCAAGUCAAUAGGCAGCAGUGGGGGAUCUCUGAGCUACAAGCUGGCUCGAUCUGGGCCGGUCAAACAGCAGAAGCCUCUUUUUCCAGGUAGGGUCAAAGGGGACAUCAGACCCUCAGCUGCCCCUGAGUGUGGAGAGCCAUUAGGAAUAGCAAUAGACACUGAACCAUCUGUUAAGGCUGAAAAAGCAGAGUCUCAUAGUGACAGUGAUGGAAGCUCUGGAGAUGGAGGAGGAAAAAGUGGAGGAAGUGGUUUGCUCAGGGAGAGCUCUGGCCAGGCAGCAGGCGAGACUCUGGAGGACAUGUCUUUAUCUUCUGCCUCAUCUCUAGACAGAGGUGACACCAGUGAAGAGUUUGCAGAUGACUUUGACAGUGUUGGAGAUGUGCUCAGUGAUGGGGACAUGCCUGACAAUAGGAAAAUUGGCAGCACUACCCAAACCUGCCUACACAGCUUUCUCAAUGACACCAUUGACUGGGACGCUAUCGACCUGGCAGGAUCUAAAGAAGAAAGCCCUAUGCAGGACUCCCAGGGACCACUGGUUUUGUCUCCAGAGCGAGAUAAUGUUCCCCAGGCUUCAUCUGUGGAGCUGUCGCCCUCCAACAGCUCCGGUGGAACUUACAUGUGGGAUGAAGAGGGUCUUGAGCCCCUUGGGGGACCAGGGAUUCAUCCAUUAGACAGCUAUGAUGAUUCAGAGCUCAACAGCCUGGAUAUCCUGAACAACCUGGACCCUCGGGGAACUGGAGAGUUGGAUGAUGAUGACCUCAUGCUAGACGUGGACCUCUCAGAGGAUGGCUUGCAUGACAUUGACAGGAUGGCCCACAUUGAGCGCUCGGAGAGGGCAGGUCGGCAGGGGCAGCGGCGUAAACACCACCGUUGGAGUGGACCAGAUCACCUCCACCAUGAUAGCAGGGCCAGUGUCUUCCCGCACUAUGACGGACUCAAGUCUUCAAGGAUCUCUUCACGGCCCAUCCCCUCUGAAGGCAGGCAGCAUGGCUACAUGGCAAUGCUGGAUGAACUCACACUCGAACACAUGACUCAAGAUUGCAGCUCGCUCAAGAACCAGCUGCUCAGGCUCAAAACAUUACUACAGCUUGAGGAUACAGACUCUCCCACAGAUGCUCCUGAGGAGAUUGAAGACAAUACCACUGCAUCACAGUUGGAAGAGCUGAUUAAGGAAGUGCAAGUGCUCAGAGAAGAGCUGAGGAGUCGAGACAAGACUAUUGCUCAGCUCACAUUGCAGUGUCAACAGCUACAACAACAUCAGCGAGAACAAAUGUUUGCUCAAGGACGUCAGGUCAGGUGUCAGUGCCACCACCAGAGGGCUCCCUCUUCACUACGACAGAGCGACAGACAGAUGGACAAACGGGUGCAGCAUCACUAUGACAAGGCCACCCAGACAUACUGGAGAUCGCCCAGCCAUGCCCCUCAAAUACUACAGCCUUUCAGCCCCUGCCUCAACGAGCGCCUCCACCAGGGAAGAAUAGUAAAAACUCCCCCCACCGAGGGCCACAGUGACCUCACAAGGAGCAGAUCAGAGGAAGGAACCCAUAUAGAUGGUGACCGUCCUCUUGAAGGCCUUAUGGCAGAUGUGUCCGGCCCAGCAGACCCCGACAAGCUGAGUCAUCUCCUCAGUACCCAUCAACAUGGCCCGGGCUCUGGAGCUCCACAGGGGGUAACUGCUAGAGACAGUCCAGCAUCAGCAGCUCAGUCUGCAGCGCAGCAUGAGUUGAGAGCCCCUGCGGUGAUACUGCAGAACUCUGUCACUCCUAGAUCUUCUGGUUCGACUUGCCCUCGCAUGCUGCAGCCUCCUCGCCUUCACAAGCGUGUGUCUCUCCCUGCGCUCAAGCCAGGGGGCACCGUUGGCUUUGCUUCUCUGAAGCUAGGGUCUUCCUUAGGACCUCUGGCCAGCCAAACCAAGCAGCUGCCCCCUCCGUCUAGAGGCCUUCCCUGCUUUAAUGCCGGACCCCAGGUGCAGACACCAAGUCUGUGUCGCACUUCAUUGCUCCAGCCUCACAGAGCAUCAAACCCUUGCAGGGAUCGACGGUGCACCAACUCCAGCCUGGAGGAGCCUGACCAGGGGAUGUUCAAAGGCCCUGGGUCAGCCAAGAUCCUGAUCCCUUUGAGUCGAUCAUGCUUUCCCAAGCCAAAGAUUCCUUGAGGAGCUUAAAUCUACCCAUCAAAACGUAAAACCGUGGAAUCACUCUGACAUUGAUAUUCAUCCCCAUCUCUCCCCAGCCAAGCAACAUACACUGAGCUCAUGAACCCAUAUGGACCAUUCAGGGACUGCCUGUGUCGGUGAUAUUGGUAUUGUGACUGCUGUACAGUAUUGUUUCUAAAUUAGCUUCCACAACUCCAACCUGACUGAUUGAUCGAUAUCUAGUAUGUAGCAGAAUCUUAUCUUCACAACAAUCCACAGUGGUAAAUGACAGUUUUCAGAUUGAGGGAAGUUUAUGGAAUAAGAAAUGUCCAGUUUUGCACAUGCUCAAAAAGAAAAAAAACAAAAAACUAUUACUAUUUAGAGAAGUUAGUCUUUUGUUUUCUACCUGCUGGCUAUUACCACAUUUUAAAGUCUAAGUUCACUUGUCCUCACACAGCUGUGCCCUCUGACACACAGGUGCGUUUGGUUUUAAACAUUGAGGUGACAUGAACGUAACCUUUGCUGUGUAAUAGAAGGCCCAAGGGAAGAUGGAGGCAAAAACAAGAAAUGAGGAAGAAAGAAAGAACAAAAAAGAAUAAAAUAACAGUAGGAGUGAAAUAGGGGCUAGAGACUGAAAAGCGAAUUCGUCAAAGCUCUCUGGAGCUGUUACUUCCAGAAUGAAAAUGUUUGUAUAAAUGUGUGUGUGUGGAUGUGUGAAAUAGAGAGAUGAGAAACAGAGAGGUGAGGGACAAAGAGGAAAGCGGCUCCACACUGUGGGUGCAUACAUGUUUCUAGUUCAGCUCAAUGCACUUACAUCCUGAGUGAAACUUUGAACCCUGCACAUAUUAGCAAAAGGGGUCGAAGACCUUCUCUAUAAAUGCAGCUCAGAUGGAGACAUGGGCCUAUAGAAAACAAUAUAAUGCCGGUGGCAGAGAUAUGAUUAGUAGAAAGCAGUAAGCAUGUGAGGAAUUUGCUCUCAUAAUGUUGUGGGAAAGCGCAGCGUAAUAAAGCACUCACACACUUCAGUAAGCUCAGGUAUAAUGUAGGCUCACUCUUAUCCAUGCGCAAACACACACAAAGUACUCUAACACUCUGAAGUGUCUGUUAUUUCAGGGUUACUUUGUGCAUUUUUAGAUAGAAAAUUGUGAGGAGUAAUAGAAAGUAUAAUGAGAGAGCAGACAGCAGGCAACAAAGCUAAUUGAAUAUCUUACUGGGUAUUAGAAUACUUUAUUAGACAAUCAUAACAUAACAAAAUCUGCCCGUAAUGUGAGGAAAUGUCACUUGUUUCCAUCGCAAAUAUAUUUGUUUCAAAAGUGCUGUGAAAUUUUAAAGUUGGUUACAUCGGCUGCCUCAUUUUAAGACAUCACGACUUGACACAAGAAUAUUUUACAAGCCAAAAUCAGGUGGGAAAAGUGACACUUGAUUUAAGAAAGGAGAGUUAUGGAGUCAAUUAAAUAACUUUGGCAGUGCGCACUGACCUCCCAAUACUAUCUCCUUCAAUGACCCACACAUGGAAAUAUCAGCUAACAGGGAUUCAUUAAAUGUGUGAAGCUGCUGCGUGGUGUAUGUGUGUGUCUGAGUGUUUCAGCUGUUGUCUUUUUUUUUCCCCCCACUGUUUCUCUCCUCCUCUCGCUCUCUUGCACAUCUCUUUGGGAACAUCAAAGGUAUUAGCGCGGUAUUUUCAGGUAGGGAGCCUUCGGGGCUUUAGAGGUGUUUCGCUGGGAGUUUUGGAGAAUUGUGUUUAUCUCUCCUUUGCAGAGCCCUUUUGCAGUCAAACGCUUCCGAAAUGUCCCCUAACGGAGAGCAGCAGUGUGUUAAAAAGGCCUUCUGACAGCAACUCUGCUCUCUUCUCUGUUACGCCGCGUGACCGCUUGGUGUACGCCUCUGGCACUGUCCGGUCUACUGCGUCCAAUAAUGUACCCUGUAUAGACAGAGUGAGACAGAGAGAGAGAGAGACACACACACACACAUACAUAUCACAAGCAUACACAUCCGGACACCCAAGUUACAUAGACGCACAUGUACAGGAACUCUGACAAAACUCAAAGAGACACAAACUCAGAAGGAGCACACACAUUAAUUCACACUUCCCGGUAGCUGCACUAGUUCAGCAACACACACACACACUUUGAAUUUUAAAGUGCAUAAAAGUGUGUUAGUGUCGUCGGUAGUGUGUCGGUAGCUCUCACAAAAUAAGCGGUCCAAGUACACAUUGAUCCAUCUGUCGGCUGUUGCCCAAAAAAAAAAGAUGGCUGUCUCUAGAUUACCCUGGAAAUAGGCAGGAGCUUGUGUAUGUAUGUGUGUGUGUGUUUCUGAGUGUGGAUCCAUGUGGCUGAUAAAACAUGUUUACCUGUUGGAUGGCUCAACAUUGUGCUGAGCCAUCCAAGCAGUCAACGCUGCUCUGUGAAUCCAAGAAAAACUCAUUUCUUUUAAUGAAAACAGAAACAGAGACAGAAAGAUACAUACAGGAUGGGAUGAGAGGGAUGAGAGGAUAAGAGAGAUGCACAGUGAGAGACAAUAAGAUGGAGCCACAGGAAAGAACAAGAUUAAGAGAUGUAGUGAUGAACUAGUGCAGGCGCUCUGAUCAAGAUAAGCUGUUCCUGGCAGUCUUUUCUGCUUGUGAAUGUUUGUCUGACUGUGAAGGUGUGUAUAAGAGAGGAGAGGGAGACAGAAUACAUAGCAUAGUUUGUUUGUGUGCUCUGUUGUCCAGAGAAUAGUCUGAUCCCCUCAGCUGUGUCACUCACUGCUUAUUAAUGCCAAACAGGAAAUCAGUGUUGCCUGCUGUGUGUAUCUAUGUGUGUCUCCAGACACCUCUGGCAGCCAGUGUUUCAUUCUUGGAAGAGUGUGAGUGUGUGUGUGUGAGAGAGAGAGAGAGAGAGAGAGAGAGAGAGAGAGAGAGAGAGACAGAGAGAUGUGUCUGCCCACAGGCCAAAGGCAAAUACAUGCCAAGGAAAGCAGGGCAGUGCCAUCCCUCUAUCUCUCUGCUGUAUUCCCUAUCUCCAAAUCAAUAUCCCUGCUCAGUUUGGCAGUCAAGCCAAUCAGUCUUGCUUGCUAUGCUGUGACAAAACAACAACUGGACUGAAAACUCUCUGCACCAACUUGGAUCAAUUCUAAUACAGGCUCUUGAUUUGCUUAAUUUUGCUUAACUAACUAACUAAUUAUUAAGCUGCAUUACACAACAGGAAAAAAAGUUACCAAAGGGCCCAUGUUGUUCUAUAUUAGUACUCCGAAUGGCACAGAACUGCAUUUCAUCACUUGGUAUGCUUCUGUGAAGAUGUUUUGCAAUACAGUGAGGACGCACAUUAACUAAGAUACAUUACUUGACUUGUACAAAGGAAAUCCACUGAUAUUUAAAACAUAUGGUAGAGUUAGAGCGAAAAGAAAAAGACAGGCAUAUCUACAGUUUCAACCUUUGAUUUUACUUUGACAAACCCACACAUAAUUAUUACAUAACUCUAUGGCUUGCCUCAGCUCUGUGGAGCGUUUUAGCUCCUUCUAGCUUAGGUUUAAGUUUUUUUCAGCGAAAAAGCUCUGGUAAACCCAUUGCACACUACCUGCCCAGCACCAUACUGAAGAGAGACAAAUAAAGUCAGUGGCUAGGUGGUGAAUAUAGUGGAGCAUUUAGCAGCUAAAGAGCCACAUAUUUCCCUCAGGAGUUGGUGGAGAGCAAAGCAGUGAAACAAAUGUUGGAUGUAUAUUUGUCAGGUGGAGACAAACAUGGCUGCAAACGAAUGCAAAUUCUGCUACGUAUCUGCUGAGUGAGUAAAUGUUGUAAGCUACAUUUUGCUAACUCAUUUGAAUAUCAGCUUCAUAAAGUGACUGCAUGUCUGUGUUUACAUCUCGUGGCCAAACAGAUGCAGGUGGAAAACCAUCAUUAGGAGCAGUUGUUUCUUAGCCACCUCUACCUGCUCCCAGUGAUGGUGAAAGUAAAAUCCAGAGCUUGAAACUGCAGAUAUGCCUUUGUUUAUUUUUGGAGUAACUCUACUUAUAUACUUGACUUGUGGUUUAGUAUAUUUAUUGUCCAAGCAGCUACAGACACGGUAUGGUCCACUGAUGUACUUUAACGGCAGUUUCCAAUCCACCACUUCAAGUGUUACAGUUGUCAUUUUCAUCAUAGCUGAACUUCCGCCUACAAGUUCAAAGUGUUAGCAGUUAAAACACAUUCUGUAGUGUAGCUGCUCAUAGGUCACUGUAUUUAUCACUAGGCUAUAUAAUCUCCAGUAUCAGCUGCUUUCAGUUGGUAAGCACUAUCUUCAGAAUACUGUGCAAUACUAUUUGAAGCAAAAAGAUGAGGGAACGCUACACUAUAUUUUUAGUGACUUUUUAUGCAAAUGAAAAAAGAGCACAUAAAGCUUUUUAAAAAUUCUAAUCUGAAGCACUUUAAAUGACAUUAGUUGUUAAUGCUGAAUGAAUAUUAGACUGGAUUUAGAAGCUACUUAUACAUGGUUUAACUGUACCUGUUUGAUUUCUCUUAUUCUUCUUUCCCAAUUUGUCUCUGUUUGCAGUUAAUCAUACUUUUCUAGGGAGCAAUGUGAGACAGUAAUAAAGGUUGAACCAAAAAUCUGACAAAGGUGUUUUGGCUAAUCUUCCAUUUUAUCUUUCUUUGAUAUGUUGCUUCCAUCACAAUUGCUUGCAUGUUAGACCAGUAUCUUUCAGGUGUGUUUACCUUAAAUGUUUUACUGUAGGUCAGAGUUAAAAUGUUAAAAAUCAGGGUGGAGGACGGUGCUCUGCCAUCAGCCGGAGGCCACAGGUGAAAACACUGGUCCGACAGUGAGACGUACUACUUUGGCAGUCAGUGCUGUUCAUUGAUUUGGAUUAUACACCCUCAACAACACUUAAAUACACAAACAUAAAGCUGCUGAUCUCAGUACAAGAUGAAAGAGAAACCUCAUUCUCAGUUUGUUUUCCUGGUUUUCACUGUCUACUGGUUGUAUUUCUGUUGAAAUAAAGUAUGACUGUGAAA